Rattus norvegicus (Norway rat) is the source of this 3723-nucleotide messenger RNA. The record is from RefSeq and is a predicted model, not a curated record. NCBI's taxonomy places the organism in Eukaryota, Metazoa, Chordata, Mammalia, Rodentia, Muridae.
GUGAACCAAUCAGCGUCGCCCCAGGCACUGGUUGUAAUGUCAGCGCAGCACGCCGGACUCAGAAGCGUCCGGAAUCUGAGAUGGGGGCGAUGGCGCCGCCCACGCUGCUCCUGCUUGUUGCGGCCGCCCUGACCCCGACCAAGACGCGCGCCGGCUCACACUCGCUGCGGUAUUUCCACACCGCCGUGUCCCGGCCCGGCCUCGGGGAGCCCCGGUUCAUCUCUGUCGGCUACGUGGACGACACGGAGUUCGUGCGCUACGAUAGCGACGCGGAGAAUCCGAGAUAUGAGCCGCGGGCGCGGUGGAUGGAGCGGGAGGGGCCGGAGUAUUGGGAGAGGCAGACACAGAUCGCCAAGAGAAACGAGCAGGUUUACCGAGUGGACCUGAGUACCCUGCGAGGCUACUAUAACCAGAGCGAGGGCGGCUCUCACACCUACCAGAGGAUGCAUGGCUGUGAGUUGGGGUCGGACGGGAGCCUCCUCCGCGGGUAUAUGCAGUACGCCUAUGACGGCCGCGAUUACAUCGCCCUGAACGAAGACCUCAAAACGUGGAUGGUGAAGGACACAGCAGCACGGAUCACCAGAAACAAGUGGGAUCAGGCUGGUUUUGGAGAGAGAAAGAGGACCUACCUGCAGGUCGAGUGCUUGGAGUGGCUCCGCAAAUACCUGGAGCUCGGGAAGGAGACACUGCUGCGCUCAGAUCCCCCUAAGGUACAUGUGACCCUUCACCCCAGACCUGAAGGUGGUGUCACCCUGAGGUGCUGGGCUCUGGGCUUCUACCCUGCUGACAUCACCCUGACCUGGCAGUUGAAUGGGGAGGACCUGACCCAGGACAUGGAGCUUGUGGAGACCAGGCCUGCAGGGGAUGGAACCUUCCAGAAGUGGGCAGCUGUGGUGGUGCCUUCUGGGGAGGAGCAGAAGUACACAUGCCAUGUGGAGCAUGAGGGGCUGCCUGAGCCACUUACCCAGAGAUGGGAGGCUCCUCCAGGCACUGACUCCAACAUGGAAACCAAUGUUAUUUAUGUUUUCUUUGGAGCUGUGGCCAUGAUUGGGGCUGUGGCUGUGAUUGGAGCUGUGGUGGCUGUUGUGAGGAGGAGGAGGAGGAGGAAGAGAAACACAGGUGGGAAAGGAGACUACGCCCCUGCUCCAGCAUGAAGACAGCUGUCUGGAGUGGACUGAGUGACAGACGAUGUGUUCAGGUCUCUGCUGUGACAUCCAGAGUCCUCUGUUCUCUUUACACACCAGUGUCUGAUGUUCCCUCUGAUUUUGUGGGUUUGCUGUGAAGAACUGUGGAGCCCAGCCUGCCCCUGCAUUUCAGGGCCCUGUCUGCACUGCCCUGUGUUCUCUUCCACGGCCAACCUUCCUGCUCUGAAGUGGAAACUCAGGGUUCUCAGGAAAGUCGUUUGGAUGGUGUUUUGCUGUGGCAAACAGGAGGAAUGUUUCCUUACAGUGGACACAGGUGUGAAAGACUGAGAUUGACUGGGGAAGGAAUGUUUCCCUCAGACAGACACAGGAGAGAGGAUGUUCUGCUAAAGCAAGCACAUGAAAGGACACGCGAUGAAGGAGACUUUGCUCACAACAUGCAUGUAUUGGUCCGCCUUACAUUGUGCACUCGAGCUGUAUUUGUCACGGCUCCAUAGUGAGAAAUGCACCAAUUAACUUCUGGUGGUGUGCUGCAGUCUGUUGCUGCUUCCAAGGACUGUGGCUGACUGGAUGCAUGUGCUGAGCUAGACUCGUUCUGAGUCAAGGCACAUGGAGGACACGCGAUGUUCAGAGGGUAUAAAUAGGGCUCCACAGAGUGACUGAAACAGAGGUUGUCUUGCUGCUACAGCUCGCCAUGGAACGCUUAUGAGGCUUUCCUGAUCUCUGCUUCCCUGACAGAGGCCCAGCUGAGAACCUCUCCUGGGGUUCCUGUUGGUCCCUCCAGCUGACUCCUGCCAGGCCUGGCUCUCUCUGCUUGGUGAUGCCACUAUUGCUCACCUGACUCUACCAAACUGGCCUGCUGGUGUACACGAGGUGUUUGCAAGUGGGUAGAGCUGCUGCCGACCUGUGAACUGAACUGAUUGCCACACAAUACACAUGUGGUCGGAAAGCUGCCCUGGGCUCUCCCUGUAGCCAGGGUUCUCAAGUGUCUGGUGAGGUCUGUCUGCUCAUCUCUCAGGAGCACCUCCACAGCUGAGAUAAGACCUAACAGAGAGGCUUCUCCCCUGUAACUUGGGUACCGAUUCCUGAACCUGGACUGUCUUACCUUUUCCGUCUUGUGUUCUGGAGUUAACUCCCUGAAGUCUCUUAAUCUCCACCCCCAGCUCUGUGCACCUGGGUCCUGCAGCUGAUGCACCUGUGGUUGCUCUGCCUUUGGAUGGCUCUGUAUGGCAGGAGAGCAAAGUCCCCCUCAGAGGCCUGUGACCAUUUAAAUCAUCUCAUAUUCAUGGCACUAAAGACACGGGAGGCAGAAGCUGAGGUAACAACCUGACAGCUCAGCAAGGAAACUUUAUUUUCUUAACUACAUACAGGAUAUCUAUUUACCAGCCUGAUGCUACAACUAAACUCCAGCCCUUCAGAAAUCUGUCUGUGUCACUCUAUCAGUCUAGUCUGUCUUUCUCUUGAGCUCCUGCAAACCCAGGAGGGCUCCUGAGCUCUCUUUCCUGGAUUUAUAUUUUACCUGUGUCCUGCCAGCUGCUUCUCUGUCAUUCCUGCAAGUCCUAAGAGAAAAUCCUAUUCCAUAAAGGCUCUUCAAAGCAUUUAGUUGCUCCCUUACCCCCUAACCUGCUGAACCAUUUCACUGUCAUGGGAGUUGGGGUUGGGGGCUGUCCAGGGCAAGCCACUAGAGGCCCCACCAUUUCACUUUAUGGUUGAAGGUAGCACAAGGCCAUCUGCCGACCUUGCCUCAGGUCAUAGAACAAGGACCACAGGACCACUCCUAAGCACCUUGCCUUAAAAUAAGCAGGGUCUUUCCCUUCUUUCGAGUUCUUAUCUGUGGGGAAUUCAGAGGCACCCAAACCACACCAGGACACAUAUCCUGGAUCUGCCAAAUGUGGUAUCUACUGAGGAUUUUAUAUUUUGCUAACCAUUAGGUUUCUAUGUACAAUAAUAAAAUAUUCUGUGACAUGGGCCUGUCAGUGGUUAGGAGCUGAAUAUUUCUUGUCUGGGCUUUUCUGGCUGCCAGGGGAAGGCAGUGGCUGAUCAGGCUCUCUCCUUUGGUUGAUCUGGGUCAGUGGCCAUGGUUUGCAGAGGACGUCUCUGCUCAACUCUGAGCUUUAUGAUUUUCGAUGCAAUCUACAGCUUUUUGUGUCCUGCGGGAUUAAAAGCAAAUCAGCACCCCCAACACCAUACAUUUGCUGACUUCCAUUCUGAUGUUAACACAUCCUGAUAGUAUAUAGGGUGAUUUAAUUUCACAGUUUUUCCUUGAUCCAGUGUCUCUCAGCAGCUGUUGGUCUCUUGUUAAUAUUCAGAAAAUGCAAAGUUAAUGGAGUACACUGUAUUCUACCCCUGGGGCCUUUAUUCUUUCUUUUUGUUUUAUAGCUGUGUUCUUUAAGGUGUGAUUGCGUCUUUUCUACUGUUUGCCCUGCAGAAUUGUGUGGUGUAGCUGUAAUGUGCUUUGUAACAAGAGAAGAAUUACUGCAUCUUACUGGAGAAGUAUGCAGGGGCCAUGGCGGUCCCAGUUUGUACACCUAUUCCCACAAGGGCCAUUCCUUUCAGUAAAUGCGUAAUUACAAAACCAGCA